GGUAGACCGGGCGGGUCAGACGAGGAAGAGAAGAGUCAGCCAAUGACCAGCCGCCUAGAAAGGAGGAGGCGGGAUCUCAGGGAAAAAUUGGCGUGGGGCCAGCCAAUACCGUGAAGCCGCGGUUGUUGCUCCACGUCGGCAUCGGGGCGACCAAGAUGGAGGCGGUGAUCCUGGAGCCAUCUCUCUACACAGUAAAAGCCAUUCUUAUCUUGGACAAUGAUGGAGAUCGUCUCUUUGCCAAGUAUUAUGAUGACACCUACCCCACUGUCAAGGAACAGAAGGCCUUUGAGAAGAACAUUUUCAACAAGACCCACCGGACAGAUAGUGAGAUUGCUCUCCUAGAAGGACUGACAGUCGUGUACAAGAGCAGCAUUGACUUGUAUUUCUACGUCAUUGGCAGCUCCCAUGAGAAUGAGCUAAUGCUAAUGGCUGUGCUCAACUGCCUCUUCGACUCUCUCAGCCAGAUGUUGCGGAAGAAUGUGGAGAAACGAGCGCUGAUGGAGAACAUGGAAGGGCUUUUCCUGGCAGUGGAUGAGAUUGUGGAUGGGGGUGUGAUUCUUGAGAGUGACCCCCAGCAGGUGCUACACAGAGUUGCUGUGCGGGGUGAGGAUGUCCCUCUUACAGAGCAGACAGUUUCACAGGUGCUGCAAUCAGCAAAGGAACAGAUCAAGUGGUCACUAUUGCGAUGAAGAGCAAUGGGGAACCUGUCCCACUGACCUACUGUGUAUCCAAUCCCUCUCCCGUCCUGUCUGUCUCGCACUGACCAAAAUACAACAUUACCACAGUUUUUGAUGUA
This is a messenger RNA of Hemicordylus capensis (graceful crag lizard), 796 nucleotides long. RefSeq names its product COPI coat complex subunit zeta 1 (gene COPZ1). Bases 156 to 689 code for a protein of 177 amino acids. The record is from RefSeq and is a predicted model, not a curated record. Gene Ontology annotation, cellular component: COPI vesicle coat. Gene Ontology annotation, biological process: retrograde vesicle-mediated transport, Golgi to endoplasmic reticulum; intracellular protein transport; intra-Golgi vesicle-mediated transport. Lineage: Eukaryota; Metazoa; Chordata; Lepidosauria; Squamata; Cordylidae. The transcript is spliced from 9 exons.